AUGGAGAGAUCCAACCCCCGACUGGAGAGAUCCAACCCCGACUGGAGAGAUCCAGCCCCCGUAUGGAGAAGUCGAGCCCCCGACUGGAGAAGUCGAGCCCCCGACUGGAGAAAUCCAGCUCCCCACUGGAGAGAUGGAACCCCCCACUGGAGAAAUCGAGCCCCGACUGGAGAGGUCGAGCCCCCGUAUGGAGAGAUCCAGCCCCCGACUGGAGAAGUCGAGCCCCCGUAUGGAGAAGUCGAGCCCCCGACUGGAGAAAUCGAGCCCCCGUAUGAAGAAGUCGAGCCCCCGUAUGGAGAAGUCGAGCCCCCGACUGGAGAGAUCCAGCCCCCGUAUGGAGAAAUCGAGCCCCCGUAUGGAGAAGUCGAGCCCCCCACUGGAGAGAUCCAGCCCCCGAAUGGAGAAAUCGAGCCCCCGACUGGAGAAGUCGAGCCCCCGUAUGGAGAGAUCCAACCCCCGACUGGAGAGAUCCAACCCCCGACUGGAGAGAUCCAGCCCCCGUAUGGAGAAGUCGAGCCCCCGACUGGAGAAGUCGAGCCCCCGACUGGAGAAAUCCAGCUCCCCACUGGAGAGAUGGAACCCCCCACUGGAGAAAUCGAGCCCCCGACUGGAGAAGUCGAGCCCCCGUAUGGAGAAGUCGAGCCCACGACUGGAGAGAUCCAGCCCCCGUAUGGAGAAAUCGAGCCCCCGUAUGGAGAAGUCGAGCCCCCCACUGGAGAGAUCCAGCCCCCGUAUGGAGAAAUCGAGCCCCCGUAUGGAGAAGUCGAGCCCCCGACUGGAGAGAUCCAGCCCCCGUAUGGAGAAGUCGAGCCCCCGACUGGAGAAGUCGAGCCCCCGUAUGGAGAAGUCGAGCCCCCGUAUGGAGAGAUCCAACCCCCGACUGGAGAGAUCCAAACCCCCGACUGGAGAGAUCCAGCCCCGUAG
Besnoitia besnoiti is the source of this 924-nucleotide messenger RNA. RefSeq names its product von Willebrand factor type A domain-containing protein. Lineage: Eukaryota; Apicomplexa; Conoidasida; Eucoccidiorida; Sarcocystidae. The transcript has a single exon. The record is from RefSeq and is a predicted model, not a curated record. The coding region runs from base 1 to 924 and encodes 307 amino acids.